Messenger RNA from Triticum aestivum (bread wheat), 827 nucleotides. RefSeq lists its product as uncharacterized. The record is from RefSeq and is a predicted model, not a curated record. NCBI's taxonomy places the organism in Eukaryota, Viridiplantae, Streptophyta, Magnoliopsida, Poales, Poaceae. Bases 62 to 724 code for a protein of 220 amino acids. The transcript has 5 exons.
CAUCUAUAAACCCACCGCCCCUCCCCGGCAUUGCGAGUGAGAGAGAGACAGAGCAGAGGCCAUGUCUUCGGCAGUUUUCAAGUUGGUGUCGACGGCGCUGGUGCGGCGGCCAGGCCUUGGCCGGGUGCCUCCUCACCUUGGGCUUGGCCAGGUGCUCUGCACUGGAGCUGGAGCUGGUGCGGGCGCAGGCGCCGGCGCUCAGCUGCCACCACCGGCACGGGUCGAUGUGCCAGCCAUGGGUGCUGCCGCAUCCGGCUUCCUGCCUGGCCAGGAGAACUACAUCAUCUACAUGAUCAGCCAACUGAGGAAUGAUUUCAUGGCUGAGCAACGGAGGCUGCAGGACGACAGCUCCAUGCUCCUCCAAGAGGUCAAGGACAUGAGGAGGGAGCUGAUCAGUGGCAAGGACCUCGUUGCAGAGUCCCGCAGGGUGCUGGAAGAGAACGUGAAGGUCCACCAGGAGGUCAAGGACUCCCGCACCACCAUGAAAGCGGACAUUGUUUCCGAGGGCAACAAGGUCAGAAAGGAGAUCCAAGACUUCCGUACUGAAAUCCGGGGCAUGACUGCAGAUUUUAAGUUGUACCUUGGGAAGAUGGCAAUAAGGAUUCUCCUCGCAAUUUUUGGGCUCAUCUUCGCAGGAGUAUCAUUGGCGCUGCCGUAUGUGUGGGAGUUCAUCCACUACUACUGGAACAAGACAUGGGAUACCUUGAAGCCCAAGGAUGAAUAAAUUCUUGCCUUGAUUUGAUUUUCAUGAGACCAUUCUGGCUAUGUAAUAAUUUGCGCAACUUUGUGAUCGUUGGAUCUUCAAAUCAAACCCGUCUUUAAUUGAA